ACCUCAUCGAAGAAGAAGUAGAACAUUUAAAAACAAAUUUAAAAAACAAAAUUACUAUGUAAGGAAGUGGAGGAAAGUCACUCAUCAACCCAAGUUGAUUUUGGCUAGCCAAAAGAGAGAACUCCAGGGUUAGCUAAUAAUAGCUAGGUGGCAGUCAAGUCUCUAUCAAACAGAAGAUCACAGGAUGGAUACUAGUGGGAAACCCUCCACAGCCCAAUUCCUGCUAUUAGCCACCAGCUCAGCACUGACUGCAGUCUUCUACUCUGUGUACAGGAGGAGGACAACAACAGUAGCAAGAUUAAAGGGAGCCAAGAAAGUGUCUAUUGAUCAGGAUAUGAAGAACAUCCUGACAGAAGCACCAGGAAAAUGUGUCCCGUACGCUGCUAUUGAAGGUGUUGUGAGAUCUGUGAAAGAAACCUUGAACAGCCAGUUUGUGGACAACUGCAAAGGGGUCAUCGAGAGGUUAACUCUAAAGGAGAAGAAGAUGGUGUGGAAUCGCACCACUCAUCUCUGGAACGAGAGUGAAAAGGUCAUCCACCAGCGUACCAACACGGUGCCGUUUGACCUGGUGUCCCACGACGAGGCUGUGGCAACCACCAUCCGGGUCAUCCGGCCCCUGGACUCCUCGGAGCUGGACCUGGAGACCACCUAUGAGAACUUUCACCCCACUGCCCAGUCCCUGACCAACGUCAUCGGCCACUUCAUCAGCGGGGAGCGCCCUAAAGGUAUCCACGAGAUGGAGGAGAUGUUGCGUCUAGGGGUGAGUGUGACCGGGGUCGGGGAGCUGGUGCUGGACAACAACCUGGUGAAGCUCCAGCCUCCCAAGCAGGGCCUGAGGUACUUCCUCAGUCGACUGGACUAUGACUCCCUGGUGGAGAAGCAGCAGAGCAGCGUCAGGUUCUGGAGGAUCCUGACCAUGAUGUUUGGUGUGGUUGCUUCCACAACGCUCUUCUUCAUCCUGUGGAAGCAGUGGUCUUACCAUAGACAGAGCAGGAAGAAGAAGAAUGUUCUGGAGGAAUUCAAGGAGCAGCAGAGGAAGAGGAUGAUGGAGCUGAAUGUGGAGGAGGCCAGUGUUUCCACUAGUGCCUGUACAGUUUGUUUGAGCCAGGAGCGUUCCUGUGUGUUCCUGGAGUGUGGGCAUGUCUGUGCCUGUGACCAGUGCUACCAGGCUCUGCCAGAGCCAAAGAAGUGCCCUAUCUGCAGGGCGACGAUAGAGAGGGUAGUGCCUCUUUAUAACGGCUAAUGGACAAUGCCAUGGGGAUGGCCAUUGUAAAUGGACUAAUCUAAUGUCACUGAAAAAAGGAUUGUGUCGGCUUAUUUUUCUGUUUUCUUUGCUUUUAUAAUGUUUAAUUGAAAGAUCAAGCUGACUUGUAGCUUGAUUUGAGUUAUAUCAGUUGAGGAAAACAUGUAAUAUCCAGGAUCCUUAGUUGUAGAAUCAGCUCAGAAGUUGAAUUUUUUUCACCUCAAUGUUUCUCCAAAGAACAUCAAAGCCAUUUUGAAUAAAUAAAGACAAACAAUAUAAAUAUAUCCUCAACCUAUUUUACAAAUCUGUAGGCCCUAUACUAUCCACACACAUUUAUGUACAUGUUUAUGGCUGCCAGGAGAGGGUGAUGUCUGCCUUGCAUACCUUUUCAACAGGGAUGAAAGAGUACAUCAUAUUUUAUGAUUUAUAUAAACCAUGGCAUUUGAGCUAAGCAGAAAAGGUACAGAAAUCAUGUACAAAAUAAAGCUAUUUGCAAAUUAAAAACCUUUGAUAAAGUA
Salmo salar (Atlantic salmon) is the source of this 1761-nucleotide messenger RNA. Its product is annotated as mitochondrial ubiquitin ligase activator of NFKB 1. The record is from RefSeq and is a predicted model, not a curated record. Gene Ontology annotation, cellular component: mitochondrion. Gene Ontology annotation, molecular function: ubiquitin-protein transferase activity. Gene Ontology annotation, biological process: protein ubiquitination; organelle organization. NCBI's taxonomy places the organism in Eukaryota, Metazoa, Chordata, Actinopteri, Salmoniformes, Salmonidae.